Austrofundulus limnaeus is the source of this 1141-nucleotide messenger RNA. It is a transcript of the gene mfap2, whose product is annotated as microfibril associated protein 2. Gene Ontology annotation, cellular component: microfibril. Gene Ontology annotation, biological process: embryonic eye morphogenesis. The record is from RefSeq and is a predicted model, not a curated record. The transcript is spliced from 9 exons. Bases 142 to 618 code for a protein of 158 amino acids. NCBI's taxonomy places the organism in Eukaryota, Metazoa, Chordata, Actinopteri, Cyprinodontiformes, Rivulidae.
CAGAUGCAGGGAGGUACAAUGUGGCGCUGCAGGAUCCUCCUUCAUUCACAGGACACAUCAGAGCUGGUGGAGGUCACAGCUAAUUGAGUCAAACAUUAGUUCAUCCUCAGGGUUAAAGUCAGCCUACCUUCCAGAGCGACCAUGAGAGUCCUCCUACUGAUCUGCAUGCCAGUUCUGCUGCUCGCCCAGUACCAGGACCCUGUUCCCUUCCUGGAUGACUAUGAUUACUCCUUCUCAGAGACCCCAAAUCCUGAACCCCUUCCUAAGACCUACCAGCAGCAGGUUCAGCUCGACCCAGUGAUCCGUCCAGAGCCGGAGUUUGAGACAGAGCCCACAGAGCCCGGCCCCCUCGACUGCAGAGAGGAGCAGUACCCCUGCACCCGACUCUACUCCGUCCACAAACCCUGCAAGCAGUGUCUCAACAGCCUCUGUUUCUACAGUUUGCGGCGGGUUUACGUCGUCAACAAGGAGAUCUGCGUGAGGACAGUGUGUGCACACGAGGAGCUGCUCCGAGCGGACCUGUGUCGUGACCAGUUCUCCCGCUGUGGUGUGAUGGCGCUGAGCGGUCAGUGCUCCUCGCUCGGAGGAAGCUGUGGGAAAAGCUGCGGCGGCUGCUGAUGCGGCUGCUCUUCAUCCUCUCAUCUUACCCACUUUCGCCUCCCGACUCAUUGGUUUCUCCGUGCGAGAAGCACCUUGAAUAUUCCUGUUUUCUGUUCUCCACGUGUGUACGGAUUAUAAAACAAACAAUAAUAUUGAUGAUUGUAUAAGUCACUGGUGCUAUAAAACUUUUACAGGUGCAAAAAAUAAUAAACCCCACCACAGAUCCCUGUUUUUAUUUUUAUUUUUUGCAUAUUGUAUCGUAAUAAUCUCGUGUUUUCUAUUUGUUGAUGUAUUACUGUACUUUUGUUAAAAAGCAGUCGUUAUGAUAAUCAGAACCUUUUAUUGGUGCUCUGAGAUCCAACAGAACUGAUGAACAUCGAACGAUCAGGAAAUCUGUAAAGCAGGUGAGCGACACCAGUUUUUUUUUGUACUACUGCUACAGAAAAGUGGCAACUAGUGCUUUAAAAAGGCCUCUAUACUACUGCUUUGUAAAACUGUCACUAUAAAAAGAAAAAGGAAAAAAUAAACUCUUUUUUUACAA